AUGAACCGGCACGGUCUCCGGGUCGCCCUCAGGCGCUCCACACCCUCCACAAUCGCCCGCGCCUUGCAACUCCCAAUCAGCACGACAACUCCGAUAUCCUUCUUCUCAACCACGACCUCCCUCCCGGCAGGCGACGACAGCAACAGCAAUGGCAGCGCAGGGCUUCGCUCACAAUCCGCCGCGGCGGUCGAGAAACUAGCCCAGCUCAACAAGCAGCGCCAGAACACCACCAGUCCAGACGGCCGUGACGGGUUCAGCCGGAGCAGGCCGACGCAACUCGGGAGCAGCCGCAGCGUCUUCCGCAACAGCGGAAACGGCGGCGUCGACGCUCGCUCACUUCGCGUUUCACCCGCAGCAACGGCCGAAACGGGUUCGUCUUCGCCCGCUCCCAAGAUUCUCAACUGGUCGCGCGAGGAGCAGGCCGUGCUCGACCGGUUGGAGAAGGGCGAGGUGGUGCCGUUCGACCCCAAUGUGACGCUCGACUCGCUGAGCGGGUACGGCGCGGCGGUCGCCACGGACGCGCCCAUCGGCCAGGUCGAGACGGCGCUGCGGGCCAUGAGGCUCAUGACGGGCGGCAUGGCCUUCAACUCGGACUCAGGCGUCACGGCCGACCUCACCGACAUCAAGAAGCGGUACCUUAAGAAGAUGCCCAUUUUCGUGCACAGCAAGAAGGAGAAGGCGUGGAUCGAGAGCAGCAAUCCUAAGCUUCACCUUGUCGGGCCCGACGCCGCAACCAAGAAGGCGAUUGUCGAUACUGCUAUCCUUGGAAAGUACGAGGCGGCUGGAUAUGCCGAGAUCAGCGACGUCAGGGGUACCAUCGCCAACUACCACGCGCGGACCUUCACAUACAUGGCGUCAGACUCGCAAAAAUUCAUGGCUAAGGUGCUUUCGCUGCUGCCUGCGCAGGGGGCCAGUAAAGCCGCUGCUCAGGCCAAGCGCUGA
Molecule: messenger RNA, 942 nt
Organism: Parathielavia appendiculata
Lineage: Eukaryota; Fungi; Ascomycota; Sordariomycetes; Sordariales; Chaetomiaceae
Exons: 2
Coding region: 1-942 (313 amino acids)
Source: RefSeq, a predicted model, not a curated record